AUGGGCGCGUUGGCGUGUUGCUUUGGCCGCGGCGGCGACGCGGACGCGGAGGCGGAUGUGAGCGCGUCGAGCGGGAGCGCGGGCACGGUCUCGGGGUCGUCGCGGAGAGUUGGAGCGUUCGCGCCGAGCUCGACGUCGAGCGUGCGAGGGGAGGGGAUGGGGCGUUUGGAGACGUCGCCGAGUAGCGAGAGCAAGCCGAGACGGGAGAGCAUCGACGUGGCGCUGAGAAAGAUAUCGCACGGACCGACGCGAGUGGACGAUCGUGGGUCGACGCGUGGAGACGGCGAUGGUAUCGGUGACGUCGUACCGGGAGAGGGGUCGGGGUCGGGGACGAAGACGGCGAGGGAUCUGAUGAGAGAGUUGGCGUUUUACUCCAAGCUCAACGCGAAAUCCUUAUCCAAGAGGCGCGCGGCGAACGAAGAGGAUUUGGACACUCUGCGACGGGCGCUGGCGCAGACGUUCACUUUCGCCGAAGUGGAAGAUGCAGUUUUAACUCGCAUCGCUUUACAAAUGUUCUUGAUCACCGUGGAGGAGGGAACCAUUUUGAUGGAGGAGAAUGAGCCGGGCGACGCGCUGUAUCUCAUCGAAGACGGCGACUUUGACGUCUUGAAGAAUCGUUUAGGCUCGGACGUUUGCGUCGUUCGUCGGGGUAACGGACAGAUCGUCGGUGAGCUGGCACUCUUAUACAGUGUCCCACGCACGGCCACCGUGCGAGCAUCGCGACGCUCGACGGUUUGGGUGUGCACACAAGACGUCUUCAAACGAGAAGUCAAGAACAGUGUGGAGGAGACGACGUUGUCGAAGAACAUAUUCAUGGAACAGGUCCCAGUUUUGAGCACACUCCCGCUCGAGACGAGGAAGCAUCUCGCGGAUGCGAUGGAACCGGUGACGUUUCAACCGUUCACGAGCAUCAUGAGCGAGGGAGACGCGAACGAUGGGAAACUUUACAUCAUCCUCUCCGGACGCGCUGUGGUCUCUAAACGCGAUCCGAACACGGGCGAUAAUCGCACGGUGAACCACCUGUUUCGUCACGACUUUUUCGGCGAGAUGGAGACUUUUCGCGGUCUGGACACGCGAGAGUUCACCGUGAGCAGCGCUGAGAAGGCGGUGUCAUGUUACUGCCUCAAUCGAGAAGUCGUGCUCGCGACACUCUCGUCUGCGAGCCAGAAACUGCUCGAUGAGAAGUCUCAAGAAAAAAUUCGCGAUCGCAUGCGUCAGCUCAAGGGUGAAAAGUCAUGGAAAGACGUCGAAAUAACUUUGCUUGGCAGCGCUCGCAUCGGGGGGAAGCAAGUGAACAUCACCACGACAGCGCGCGUGAAUCCGCGGUCAUUUAGUGAGAACACUGACCGCGAGAUCUCAAAGAUUGAGUUCAUAGAGAAGGAGAUACUCGGUGGCGGUACCGGCGGAUGCGUGCACAAAGUGAUAUCGCGGCGCGACGGUAGGCUUUUCGCGCUCAAACGCGUGCGCAAGCUCGCUGUUUUCGAUGCGCCCGCACACAUAUUCUGCGAGAAGGAAGUCACGAGUGAAAUCAGUCACUUUUCGCUGAUGUGUCAACACGCGAGCUUUCAAGACAGGGCGCAUCUGUACAUGCUGUUCGAUUUGAUGGACGGAUGCGAUUUAAUGGAUUUACUGUCGAGUGCGGUCAAGGUUAAGAUGAUUCCAUCGGAUGUGAAUGGGCAAGUGACAAACGUACCUACGCAAAUGGGCAUGGACGAAGACGCUGCUCGCUAUUACUGCGCCAUGAUCGUUCUCGCGUUCGAAUACUUGCACGCGAACCAAAUUAUAUAUCGAGACCUGAAGCCCGAAAACGUCUUGGUUGGGCUAAACGGUAGAUCCAAGCUCGGAGAUUUUGGUUACUCGAGAAAGCUAGGCGUCGGCGAACGCGCAUGGACGUUUUGCGGAACCCCAGGGUACGUGGCGCCAGAAAUCUGUCUGUCUAAGGGAUACGGGUUCGCCGUCGAUUGGUGGGCGUUGGGUGUGUUGACGUACGUCAUCAUCACGUCACGGCAACCGUUCACGAUAUCCAAGGAUCCGUCGCAGAAGGAUGACCCGAUUAAAGUCAUGCGUCGAAUCGUCGACAUGACGUACAAGGUGCAGUAUCCCACGUACGCCAGCGAUGAGGCGUGCGACUUCAUAUCCCAACUCUUGCAACGAAACGAUAUGAAUCGACUCGGAAACGUGCAGGGUGGGGCUCGCCGGAUCAAGGAACAUCCUUGGUUUGGAAAGUUUGACUGGGAGCUGUUGGAAAGUGGGGAUUACGAACCGCGGGCGGUGACACUUUCAUCUCAGUUCAUGCAGCUUCAACGUGAACGGCUUCGCGCUCUUGAACACGAUCAACUCGUUGCUACCGAGAUGGAUUCAACGAGAGGUCCGCACGAUGCCUCCAUGACGCGUGCGGCUGAAGUAUUUAAAGAUUUUUAA
This is a messenger RNA of Ostreococcus tauri, 2421 nucleotides long. Its product is annotated as RmlC-like jelly roll fold. The record is from RefSeq and is a predicted model, not a curated record. The transcript has a single exon. Gene Ontology annotation, biological process: signal transduction; peptidyl-serine phosphorylation. Gene Ontology annotation, molecular function: cAMP-dependent protein kinase activity; cGMP-dependent protein kinase activity; ATP binding. Gene Ontology annotation, cellular component: cAMP-dependent protein kinase complex. NCBI's taxonomy places the organism in Eukaryota, Viridiplantae, Chlorophyta, Mamiellophyceae, Mamiellales, Bathycoccaceae. Bases 1 to 2421 code for a protein of 806 amino acids.